Molecule: messenger RNA, 2094 nt
Organism: Pyricularia grisea
Lineage: Eukaryota; Fungi; Ascomycota; Sordariomycetes; Magnaporthales; Pyriculariaceae
Exons: 3
Coding region: 49-1698 (549 amino acids)
Molecular function (GO): RNA binding
Source: RefSeq, a predicted model, not a curated record
AAGACAGCACGCAAAAGGUGUCAAAACCGGACAUCGAAGCAUAACACAAUGCCCAAAAAAUCCCUUUUCGGCACGUCCGCCGCCAUUGACCCCACUCUCGAUGCUUUAUUCGCAUCAAGUUCUGGUCCAGUUCAACCUUUAAAAAAACCAAGAUAUAAUGAACCGGUGUCACAAGAUGACGAAUCUGGAGACGAUGACCUGGAAGAUAGUGGAAACCAGGUUGACGACGAGGAAUUGAGCGAGCUUGACGAAGACAUGGAUUCGAGUGCUUCAAUCGGAGAAGACUCGGAUGAAGACGACCACGGGAAUGAGGAAGCAGACAGCUCAGAACCAGCUGCAAAGGCGGCGGCUGCGUCCACAUUACUGGACGGCUCAGAAAACAACAGGAAAAGAAAAAGGAAACAGGCCGACGCGCAUGACGACCUGGAGACCAAGUACUUUCAAAAAGUUGCCGACGAGGAGGAUGAGGAGAAGAAUCGUAACAAGCGCUCCAAGAAAGAGCGCAAUGAGAGCACCAAAGACAGUGCUGAUGCGCCCGGUGGUCUGAUCCACGAGUCCUUACUCCCGGAUAACGACAAGGCUGAGUUGGACAAGGCCGGAAGGACUGUCUUCCUCUCGAAUGUCAGCACAGAGGCCAUCACAUCCAAGUCAGCGAAGAAACAGCUUAUGGCUCAUCUCGCCUCCGUCCUGGACAAAGAUGCUAAGCCGCCCCAGAUAAUAGAGUCUCUGCGUUUCCGCUCCGUCCCAGUCGCGACUGCUGCCAUGCCGAAGCGGGCCGCUGUUAUCACCGAAGCCGUCAUGGACGCCACGACAAAGUCCGCGAAUGCCUACGUCGUCUACUCGGAUGCUGCUGGUGCUCGCGCCGCGGUGACCAAGCUGAACGGCACCAUGGUGCUUGACAGGCAUCUGAGGACCGAUAGCGUUGCGCAUCCAGCUCCCGUUGAUCACCGAAGGUGCGUCUUUGUGGGAAAUCUAGGCUUUGUGGACGAUGAGACUGUGGUGAACGUCACGGUCGAUGAGGAUGGCAAACAGAAGGAAGAGAAGCGCAAGCGCACCAAGGUGCCGAUGGAUGUUGAGGAGGGCCUCUGGCGAACUUUCGGCAAGGCUGCCGGCAAGGUGGAAAAUGUGCGGGUUGUGCGUGACGGAAUAACGCGAGUCGGCAAGGGCAUUGCUUAUGUGCAGUUCUACGACGCCAACUCGGUUGAGGCGGCUCUCCUUCUCGACGGCAAGAAGUUCCCGCCACUGCUUCCGCGUCCUUUGCGCGUGACCAGGUGUAAGGCGCCGCACAAGACGGCACGCGCCUUGGAACGUGCGACACAGUCAAAGGCAUCAGCGCUCGCGAAUUCAGGAAAGCCCAAGAGCACAAAGUAUGUGAGGAAGGUUACGGUUGAGGAAAAGACUGGCGCCGGCAGAGCCAGCAAGCUGCUUGGUCGAUCCGCAGCUGCACGUCUCGGUGGCUUUAAUAAGCCACGUUUUGGCAAGGGAAAGGCGGCGGCGGAUGCUGCUCCAGUUGACUCGGACUUCAAGUCACCCGAGGAAAUCAUCUUUGAAGGGCACCGCGCGAGUGCCAAAGACGGGAGACCAAAGGAUUUGAAGUUCAAGGGGAGCAAGGUCAAGAAAUCAAAGAGGCCAAUCUCGGGAAACCAAAAGCGGCGCGCCACAAGAGCCGCUAACUGGAAGUCGAAAGGAUCGACAUGAAAAAGAAGUUUAAUCAAUUCGAGAACAAAAGGCCUUCUCGCACUUGCAUCCUGAGUCCGAAAUGCUUAUUGUCUAGAGUUGAGAGAAAAUGGAGAGGUUACAUCAAAUGAUUAAUACACCCUACCUUAAAGCAAAACUGUUAUCUGUCAGCCCCCUACCUGAUGUAUAAGGGCCAAACGAUUGUAUAGGUAUAUCCCACGAGUUCCACCUCGUCCAAUGUUUUCGAACACCUUCAGAUGGUGGACUACUUUGUCAUUGUACAUAUUGGAGUUGCUAAAGGGUCUCGAUCCCUGUCACGGUCAUACUGCUGUUGACUGCGGGACUUAUGUAAACCUCUCGCUAGCUUGCUGAUUACGUCUGCUCAAGUAAUAGUUGUGCGGUGAGGGUGAUACAUAG